This is a messenger RNA of Pseudoliparis swirei, 8528 nucleotides long. It is a transcript of the gene ttbk2a, whose product is annotated as tau tubulin kinase 2a. Gene Ontology annotation, biological process: signal transduction; cilium assembly; peptidyl-serine phosphorylation. The transcript is spliced from 15 exons. Lineage: Eukaryota; Metazoa; Chordata; Actinopteri; Perciformes; Liparidae. Gene Ontology annotation, molecular function: ATP binding; protein serine/threonine kinase activity. Gene Ontology annotation, cellular component: nucleus; ciliary basal body; cytoplasm. The record is from RefSeq and is a predicted model, not a curated record. Bases 376 to 4317 code for a protein of 1313 amino acids.
UGAUCAUCACACAGAGAGAGAGGCGGCACGUCACGGAUCCGCAGCGACCGAGAGAGAGAGAUGCUGAGGUGACAGGCGUUAGGAGAGGAAAGAGGGACGGCCGGAUCGCACUCGGACUUGUUUCUCCCACCAAAAAUAAUUGCUAACGACAAUAACACUCUUCUUCAUGGCGGGUUCGCUCGCGAUGGGAUUCCGCUCGACGUCGUCCCCGCCGCCCUCCAACGUGCAGGCUUUUUUGUAACCACACCCGGCUCUCUCCUUUUGGAUCUAGGAUCGGCAGAAAAGACCCGAGGGUUCCCCAUCAAGGCCCGAAUGCCCGGCCCAGUUUGAGGGUUUGGGGGGUGAGGACAGCGUCCCUGGUCCACAGACGACGGGAUGAGCGGCGGCGUGGAGCAAGUGGACAUCCUGAGUGUGCUCUCCCUGGUCAAGGAGCGAUGGAAAGUGGCCAAGAAGAUCGGCGGCGGCGGCUUCGGGGAGAUCUACGAGGCGGUGGACAUGCUGACGCGGGUCAGCGUGGCGCUGAAGGUGGAGUCGGCCCAGCAGCCCAAACAGGUGCUCAAGAUGGAGGUCGCCGUGCUCAAGAAGCUCCAGGGUAAAGACCACGUGUGCCGCUUUGUGGGAUGCGGCCGCAACGACCGCUUCAACUACGUGGUGAUGGAGCUUCAGGGUCGCAACCUGGCUGACCUGAGGAGGAGCAUGACCCGGGGAACCUUCAGCAUCAGCACCACCCUGCGUCUGGGCCGACAGAUGCUGGAGGCCAUCGAGAGCAUCCACUCGGUGGGCUUCCUGCACCGCGACAUCAAACCGUCCAACUUCGCAAUGGGCCGCUUCCCGAGCACGUGUCGGACCUGCUACAUGCUGGACUUCGGUUUGGCUCGUCAGUUCACCAACUCGUGCCAGGAGGUCCGGCCGCCCCGGCCAGUGGCCGGGUUCAGGGGAACGGUCCGCUACGCAUCGGUCAAUGCACACAAGAAUAAGGAGAUGGGCCGCCACGAUGACCUGUGGUCCCUCUUCUACAUGCUGGUGGAGUUUCUGGUCGGUCAGUUGCCGUGGAGGAAGAUCAAGGACAAAGUGAGGACGGCCGAUAAUCGCUCACCUUCACGGACACUAAGCAGCUGGGUGAUGAGCUGUGACAGGUGUGUGUGUGUGUGUGUGUGUGUGUGUGUGUCUGUGUGUGUGUGCGUGUGUGUGUCCCAGGAACAUGUGGGGAAGCUGAAGGAUACUUACGACCAUCGCCUGAUGCUCAAACACCUGCCGGCAGAGUUCGGCGUGUUCUUGGAGCACAUCUCCAGCCUCGACUACUUCACCAAGCCGGAGUACCAGCUGCUGAUGUCGGUGUUCGACAACAGCAUGAAAACCUACAACGUGGUGGAGAAUGACCCGUACGACUGGGAGCGGACCAGCUCCGAUGGCACUCUGACAAUCAUCGCCGUUGCCACGACGCCGCAGCAUCACACGCGCCUCACUCCGGCACACAUGGGUAUGGCGAAUGCCUCCCUGAUUCCCGGCGACCUGAUGAGGGAAAACACAGAAGAGGUUCUGCAGGACGAGCAGCUCAGCGACGUGGAGAACAACCCGGCUCCGGAGCGCCUGCCGGGCUCUCCCCUGCACCCGCACCGCAACCAGGAGGCCGACGUCUGGGAGGAGCUGGACCGCAACCGCAACCGCAUCCGGUCGGCGGUGUGGAAGGGGGCAACGGAGGAGGACCACAGCAACAACCAGGGCAACCAUGGACACCAGAGCCCCUAUCCCGGGCCUGGUUCCCCGGUCAAACUGCCCUCCGAGGCGGCGGCUUCAGACCGCGACGGCCCCCUGCUGAGGAAGCUCCGCAACAUCCACAGUUUUGAGCAGGAGCGGAGGGUCGCCCUCGAGGCCACGCCCAGUCCGGAGCGCUUCCUGGAGGCCUGCUCAGGGAAGCAGCUGCUUGGCGCCCAGGAGAAGGAGGCGGAGCCCGACGGUGCCGUUGUCAUCCCGGUAACUCACGGUCAAGCCCAACCUGCCGGGGAGCAUCCCGAUAGGGUCUGGCACUACGAUGAGGAGAUCUUGUCCGGUGGUGGUGGUGGUGGUGGUUCUCCUAAGCCGGUCUCCUGUGGAUCUCUGGAGCACGGGGAGGGGGCGGCAGUCAUCAGCGGAGGCUUCGUGGCCCUCAAUCUGAGCUCCGGGAGGCAGGACGUUGACUCGAGGGAGUGGGUGAUGGUGGAGCGGCCCGGCGGCUCUCCGGGAGCAAAGGUUACCGACAGCCCCUCGGCGGAGGACGAGGAGCCGGAGGUGCUCCAGCCGGGGUCACCCGGAUGGGGGCGGGGCUACCCGAGCGCCGCUAACCCCGGCAAAGCUCAACAGGAAAGCACGACGUCCUCCAAGGGAAGUGCAAAAGUGGACAAGUUGGAGCUUAGCGUGGGCCUCGCGGGGGCUCUGCACCCCGUCACCCCCACCAGCCCGGCUGAAGCUCUGGCUGAGGGCGUUCUCACUCAGCUCCCCACCUCUCCUCCAUCCCUGCCCGAGGAGGUGGCGUUCCGGACGUGCGGCCCCACCCCUCUGCUCUCUCCCAGCCCUCACACACUCCUGACCACCCUGUCGGACCCGUUACACCCGCGCCACCCGGCGGCCAUGAGGCGCAGCCAGUCCGUGGACCCGCAGCGGCGGGAGCGCCCCUCCUCUUGCUCCUCCUCCUGCUGCCACACCUCCCUGCCGCUGCCGCCAAACCAAACCGCCACCCCCGGCACCACCCGCUCGCCCACUCGCAGGAAACUGCCGGCCAUCCCGCCGGGCGCCGUCAACGCCAACUUCCCCUCCGUCAUACGCAUCACUCGCGCCCAGCUUCAGCAGUUGACAGCUCAGCGUCCCUCUGGGCUGUCCUUCCAGUCAGGAUCGGACAGUGCGCCACAGUGCCUCCUGCUGGAGAGGCGCAGCGAGGCUGACGCCGCCGCUGCCGAGGCUGAGCUGGUCCAGGAGCGCACGGCAGAAAUCAGCUCCCCCCAGGACCAUGUCCUCACCCAUCUGGGGACACACACAGACCCCCUGGCUGAGCUGCUGGUCAAUGGAGACAUCCACACCAAAGCUCAAAGCCCUGUUUCCAACCGCGCGUCUUCCCCACGCUAUCCUCGCUCGGUUCCCCCGCGCUCGCCUUCCUCGCCGCGCUCUCCUUCCUCGCCGCGCUCUCCUUCCUCGCCGCGCUCUCCUCGCAGCCCCGUGUAUGCCAACGGCCACCUCUCCCCUCCUGUCAGCAGCCAAAGGGAUUCGAGCAACGGAGCAUUCCCCCGGCUGAAAGACCCCGGGAAGGAUUCUGCACCGACCCUCUGUGCCACAGAGCCUCUGCUAAGGGGGGAGGUCAGUAGAGAAGUGGACCACGCCCCCGAUCCGGUGUCCUCCCCGGUCGCCCCCCAUAAGGACCCCACCCGGAGGCUAAGUCGCAUCCCAGUCUUGGAGCCCUCCAGCCUGCUGGAGCUCCCUCCAGCGGGGUCCGCGAAGGAGAAACUCCUGCAGAAGAAAGCUAACCAUCAAGGCCCCGCCCCCUCUCCCACCGCCUCGCCAUCGAUCUCCGACAGGCGCGGCGGCGGCGGCUUCCCCAUGGCGGCCUCCUCCCUCGCCCGGGACCCGCUGUCCUCCGCCUCGGACCGCUCUCAGGACGACGACUCUCUCAUGGGCUCCCGUUCCGACCGCCAGGCGGGAGACGAUGCUCCAUCCCUCUCCUCCUCCUCCAGCCCGCUGUCCCGCAAGAGCCGGAUCCCGCGUCCGGUCCAUUCAUCGUCUUCGGCCGAGCAGCUGGCCGCCCAAUUCCUGCCGCGCCCGCCGCCCGGGAAGCCACCGGGCCGCUCCACAGCGGAGGGCAGGCUUCGCCGUUUCCGCAUCCGAGCCGGCAACAACAGUGACUCGGACCUCCUGACCUGCCUCGCUCAGCUGAUGCACGGCUCCCGCGGCGGCUCCCCGCUCCACCACCACCGCUUUCCGGCCCAGCGGGGGGGCUCCAGGCCGGGCGUCUGCAGUCUGACGAGCUCUCCGCACCACCACCACCACCGCAGCUCCAGCGCCUCCCCGCGCAGCGCCUCCUCCCUGCAGCGCUCCGUCAGCUCCUCGCCCUCACGUCACGACCACCGUGGAGGAGAGGGGGGAGGAGGAGGAGGAGGUGGAGGAGGGGGGGGAUGCAUCGGACGCAGCCGCUCGCCUCCCAGCUUCUCGGGCUCGCCUCCUCCACGCCGCUUCCACGCUCACCACCAGGACACGUGCUGCAGCCGCCAGGCUCGCACCGGGCCCUUUCACCUGUCCAGGGGCAAAGCCUGCAGCCGAGAGGGCAAGUGCUCCAGCAAGCCGAGCAGAUAGUUGCCCUCCCCAUGGGACGACUCUUAUUGUGAUGGGGUAGACCGCAGUGUCCUUCCUGUAUAGGUUUCCCUUUUCUUUCCCACCCCCAGCUGUCAGUCGGUACCUUCCACUUGUCUCUCUGUUUCCCGCAUCGUUCCCAUCGCUUCCUCCUCUUUGCACAUGGGUUCAUUCAUUUACGUGCCCAGCUUUUAAAGGGGCACUCCGGCAAAUUAGUACCGCACUUAUCAUAAAAGUUGUUGGACUACGAGACAUAUUUUAAAGAGAGAUGUGCCCACUUAGUUCGUUAAGUACCAAAAAUGUUGGAUACUCCAUUUCCCAGAAUGCAACUCGAUAACAUAAAUGACAACUUCUUUCAAACCCCUUCCAGAUUACAAUGAAGGCUCAUUGUUAAAGUGCGUCACCCAGUCUGAGCCUCAUGUGUAAGUGGAGUGUCCCUUUAAGGGAACUUAUUAGAGCGAUAUGGACAUGGCAGGGUCCUCCGUUGUCUUCAUAUUAUCAUGUUGUAGAGUUAAAUAGUGCAGCGGCUAAGUUUGACCCAAUGCAGCCAGGACUAUGAUAUGUAAAUCAAUAGUUAGGGGCACAUAAAUAAAUCCUAACCCUGUUUAUUUAUCUUCAUGCAUCCUGCACCACGGUAAUACAAUAGUACUUAUUCAUCCCCGGUAUUGAUGCACUUGGAUGAUGCUGAAUAUCAGUCGAGCUGAAUCACUAACUAAAUUAAAUAUUGGGCCUGAGGUUGACUCGGUUGUCUCCUCUGCAUUCGGAGAUUGCAGGCAGGGUAUUAUAUUUUACUUAAUGUGAAAAUGCAUAAAGCCAGAAUUUGUUGUACAGUUGUAGCUCUUGAGAUAUUUAUUUUGAUGCUUCUUCGACUCCUACCCUCCUCCGCGUGACUGUUGGAUGUGAGUUUUUUGUUUGUGUGUCACUCGCAUUAGUUUUAAAAUGUUUUAAAAUGGGAAGGGAUUGCUCCAAAGUGACCCCCCCCCCCCUUUAAAAAAAAAAUACAAUCAAUCACGUCGAGUGAGUGAGGACGCACGCCUUCUUGUGCCUACCGUGUUGCCGAGGGGGGAUUUACAGGUGAGACUCGUGGUGGAUAUUCGGUCGUAGCAAUACGAGGUACGUUACUGACGAGUAAUGUUCAGACGCGGAUGUCUCAGCGCAGCCUUGUGGCACUUUGGGCAGUUUAUGGAUUCACUUUGAUUUUAACGAGACAACAAAGAACAGACUUGUGCCAGCGGUUUAAAACGACGCCCCUUUUCACCAGUAUUCUUUUUUUUUUGAGCAACAGUACUUGAGUAGCUACUAUUUGUAAUCACUCACACACUCACACACACACACACACACACACAAAAGGAUAUAUUUCAAGUACAACCUGUCUUUGCUGUGUCAGCGUUGGAGAUAUAAAACCUUGAAAGAAAUGUGAAUCUCAAACCUCAAAACAACAAUGUUGUCAAACGCUAUAUUGAAAAAUGGAGGCCAUAUAUGUAUAUAUAUAUAUAUAUAUGUACAUAUAUAUAUAUAUAUAUGUAUGUACAUAUAUAAAUAUAUAUAUAUAUAUUAUAUAUAUAUAUAUAUAUAAAUAUACAUACAGGGUUCGUAUGUCAUGAAAAAACCUGGAAAAAAAUGUAAUUUACUUUUGGAAAAGUCAUGGAAAUGUUUUAUAUUCAUAUUUUCAUUUACGUAGUUUGAUUAAAAUAAUAAAUAUUUAUAUAAUUAUUUUAAUCAAACUAUUGUCUCAGUAGUGUAAUUUAAGUUAUACUCGUGUAUACACCAAGAUUUCACAAAAUGUUUAGUCAUGGAAAUUUGGUUUAAAGUCAUAGACAUUUGGUUUAAAGUCAUGGAAAUCCAUUGGCCAACAUGUGUAUGAACCCUGAUAUACUUCUCACACCAAAAUGAUGUUCUAUGCUUCCCAUGUGCAAGAAUGAUUUUUUAAAUUUUUGUUUUGUUCCUCCUGCGCCUGCAGAAUGUCUUUUACAAGAUGACAUACGGUACGUUUGUGCACAAGGGAAAGGAAUCAGAGUAUUAUUUGUGUUUUUAUUUAGCUAGGAUUCCUCACUGACACUCUCCUCCACAACCUCCUCUCUGCCUGUAAGAUAUUGCGCAAUAGCUCCAGCUUCCUUCCACUGCUACACUUUGCAUGCACAACAGAGAAAAAACACACACCAUCGACUCGUGAGUAAAAAGCAGUGUGUACCACUUCUCGCCACACGUCUUAUCUUAUUUUAUGACUUCAUUACUUUUUUAAAUCGACAUAUUUUCUCUUUCCCGCCUGUUUUCUGCACUUCCUGCACUGACCCGGUAUUUAUUGCGUCGCUGGAAUACGACGGACAGUUUUUUUGUUUUGUUAUCAGUGCAACUAACUGACGUGGAAAAAUACUACUAAAGGAGAAAAGACUAUGCUGAGUUUUAAGCACUUGUAUCGUAUAAAGGGAAACGCACCAGUUGAUAAUAGCAGUUAUACACACAGAAAAAUAAUAGUUCUUAAAUGGUUCUUUAAAAGGCUUUUUGGUUUCACGAAGAACCAUCAUCUACUGAAGAACCAUUUUGGAAAUGGUGCCUUAAAGAACACUUCUUGAAGGUUCUUUGAGAUAACUUUAUAGGUUCUUUGAAGAACUAUUUAAGAAACCCUGGUUUGAAAGGUUCUUUGUGGAACCAGAAAUGGUGCCUUAAAUAACCAUUUUUUAAGGUUCUUUGAGACACCUUUAUAGGUUCUUUGAAGAACUCUAAGGAAAUGGUUCUUUAAAGAGCCCUAGUUUGAAAGGUUCUUUGUGGAACCAGAAAUGGUUCUUCUACGGCAUCUCUCUGAAGAACCAUUUUCGGUUCCAGAUGGCACCUUCAUGUUUCUGUGUGUAGCCUCCAGCAAGACAUGGCUGCACAUUGCCAAAUAUUUUUGCAGAGAUUUUGCAGCUGCGGUUCUAACACGGGAGCGUGCAGUGAUUAUUUGAACGUGUGCCGCUUCAUGCAGACGCAGCUCUGAUGACUCAUCCUGAAGGCAGACAGCGUUCACUCAGUCAGUGGCCUUAAUGUCUCCUCUCUGCCCCUCUGUCCCUCUGUGCAUAGCGAGGGAUGUCUGAGCCUUGUCUGUGUUGGACAUCAUGAAGCAAUUUAAUUAAUUAACAGGUGGAAAUGGGGUGUGGGGGGGGGGGGAUGUCAGAGUGCUGCAUUCAAGGUGUGUUUGUAUAUUUGUGAUAAUUGCAUGCACUCAAAACACGGGGGCGUGCAAUUUCUACAUGUUUCGCAGUCAAUCUUCGAAUCCUCCUUGCUCCUUUUUAACUCACUCGUUUCGAGAUAUUUCGAGCUUUCAAAGUCCUUUAAAUAUAUACCUGUAAAAUAUGAAAUAAUUAUUUAAUUACAAAAAAAUGAUUGUAACACUAUAACUUAUACUCUUAACAGGAGGAGGAGCAGACACUCAAUGGUGCUGAUGGUUCUAAAAGAUAAUCAGAUUUCCAGGUUUAAAAAAAAAAAUCAUUAUUACACAUACGUGGUGUGAGGUUGUAAUACUAGUGGUACCCUCCAGAUGAGAUUUCAUUUGUCAUUCUUUAAAGUGGCCCGCUCAUAGAAAAGUGUCAUAUUUAUAGUAGCUCGCCGGGAAUUUGUGUUUACAGAGGCCAACGGAACAAACCAGCCGUUUUAUUUUAUUUUGAAAGGUAAGAUAUAAACUAAUGAAAGCUUUGGUUAGUUACUUAUAAAUACUUGACGACAAAUAUUUAUAGUGACAUAUGCUAAUUUCCCCAUCCAUCAUUUUGACUUCAAUUUUCAGGAUUUUUUUUAAUGGUUGGUAUUUUGUGUGGUACUGUGUCAUUGUUUUUUGACAUGUACAGUCUCAAGGAAAGAAUGUAACACGUGGGAGUUUUGCGUUGUAUAUAACUGUAAUUAUUUAUGUUUAUUCUAUCGUUUGUAUCAUAUCAAUGCCUUGUACAGUGCUUUUUUUGUUUUUGUUUUAAAAUUAUUUUGUAUUUUAUUUUUAUAAACUGGUUAUAAAUAAAAUACUCAUUCCGCAUGCAGACAGAAACUUGUGAAAGGUUUCUGUUUUAAAUCCUGAAACGUUGGCCGCUGGACAUAAAGGUUAUAAUAGUCAGUUGUCUAGUUAUUUUUUAUUAAUUUGAUGCACUGUUUUGUUUAUCAUCUGUCGCCAUCUCAGAUUGAACAAAAUGUAUAGGGAGUUAAAUAUCAGUUUAAGCUGCAAAUUUAAUAAAGAUUCAACCAAAAUACCUCAA